ACGGAGCGGCCAAAUGAGGAGAGGAGACAAUACAGAAACGGAAAUUCGCAUCUAGUAUUUUUCUUUACUUUCCCCCACCCUAUUCUCUUUUUAAGACAUGAUUACAGAGUUGGUGUGUAGCGCGGUGGCAUUGGUCCUCUAUCUCAACACACUGAACGCGGAUUUCUGCUACGAUGACAGCCGUGCGAUCAAGACCAACCAGGACCUUCUCCCCGAGACCCCGUGGACCAACGUCCUGUAUGAUGACUUCUGGGGCACCCUGCUCACCCACAGCGGCAGCCACAAGUCUUUCCGACCCCUCUGCACCCUCUCUUUCCGCCUCAACCUCGCCCUGGGCGGCCUGCGCCCCUGGGGCUACCACCUGGUCAACAUGGGCCUCCACGGGGCUGUCACAGGCCUUUUCACUGCCCUCUGUCGCCCCCUCCUGGGGGGAGGUCCGUGGAGUCUUCUGGUGGGGCUCCUCUUCGCCUCCCACCCGGUGCAUACGGAAGCCGUGGCGGGGGUGGUGGGGAGGGCCGACGUCGGUGCGGCACUGCUUUUCCUCUUGUCUCUUCUCUGUUACACAAGGCACUGUGGGCUCCGCUCGGCCUACACGGCCUCUUCUAGGGACUGCCAGACCAGGGGCUGUGGUAGACUCCGAGCCUGGACGUGGAUGUGGCUGCUGGGGAGCCUGGUCUGCGCAGCAUCCAGCAUGCUGUGGAAGGAGCAGGGAGUGACGGUGCUGGCCGUAUCAGCGGCUUACGACCUCUUUGUGUUCCAGCGGCUCCGGUUCCGCCAGGCGGUGGUCGUGCUCCUGGGGAAGGUAAACAACAUUGCCCUCUGUUUACAAAGUGCCACUCCUCUUUGUGUCUCUGCGUGUAUCCAAUUUCCUCUUCCCCCUACGGAGGGGAAACCUCAGCCGACCACAAAUGGUUCCUGUCCCUCCUCUCCCAUGGCACCCCAGUCCUCCUCUACCAUGGCACCCCAGUCCUCCUCUCCCAUGGCACCCCAGUCCUCCUCUACCAUGGCACCCCAGUCCUCCUCUACCAUGGUACCCCAGUCCUCCUCUCCCAUGGCACCCCAGUCCUCCUCUACCAUGGCACCCCAGUGCUCCUCUCCCAUGGCACCCCAGUCAUCCUCUCCCAUGGCACCCCAGCCCUCCUCUCCCAUGGCACCCCAGUCCUCCUCUCCCAUGGCACCUCAGUCCUCCUCUUCCAUGGCACCCCAGCCCUCCUCUACCAUGGCACCCCAGUCCUCCUCUCCCAUGGCACUCCAGUCCUCCUCUACCAUGGCACCCCAGUCCUCCUCUCCCAUGGCACCCCAGUCCUCCUCUCCCAUGGCCCCCCAGCCCGCCUCCUAA
Molecule: messenger RNA, 1339 nt
Organism: Oncorhynchus kisutch (coho salmon)
Lineage: Eukaryota; Metazoa; Chordata; Actinopteri; Salmoniformes; Salmonidae
Product: protein O-mannosyl-transferase TMTC2-like
Exons: 3
Coding region: 98-1339 (413 amino acids)
Biological process (GO): protein O-linked glycosylation via mannose
Cellular component (GO): endoplasmic reticulum membrane
Molecular function (GO): mannosyltransferase activity
Source: RefSeq, a predicted model, not a curated record